ACUAUUCAAGCAACCUCCUCCUCCUCCGUCGUCUCCCCCUCCCAACUCCAGGUCUUCUCCUAGUCGUCUUUCUCUCUCAUCCACCCGUUCUUUCUCUCUCUUGCGCACUCGCGACGAUCGAUCAUCAGCGGCAAUAUAUUUAUCUCUCUAUCUCUCGCUCGCAACCACCUAACCCCGCUUGUUUGUUGCCACCAAACUCGACUCAUAGGCCGCUUCCUUGCUUCAAGUCUGCUUCUUCUUCCUCCUCCUCCUCUUCUUCUUCCCUCCUCUCGAUCGUUGCCGGAGAGAGGAGGGGGAGUGGCCGGCAAUGAUGGCGAGGCGCGCGUCGUGGCUCGCCGGCCUUGUGGCGGUGCUGCUGUGGCUGGUCGUGGCGGUGCGCGGCAGGUUCGUGGUGGAGAAGAGCAGCGUGCGGGUGCUGGCGCCGGAGCACAUCCGGGGCCACCACGACGCGGCCAUCGGCAACUUCGGCGUGCCGGACUACGGCGGCACGCUCACCGGCGUCGUCAUCUACCCGGACAAGAAGGCCACCGGCUGCGCCGAGUUCGACACCAAGUUCAAGUCCAGGUCCCGCCGCCCGGUCAUCCUCCUGCUUGAUCGUGGAGAAUGCUACUUCGCGCUCAAGGCGUGGAACGCGCAGCGCGCGGGCGCGGCGGCGGUGCUGAUCGCCGACAGCGUGGACGAGCAGCUGCUGACGAUGGACAGCCCGGAGGCGUCCCCGGGCACGGAGUACAUCGACAAGAUCAACAUCCCGUCGGCGUUGGUGAACCGCGCGUUCGGCGAGUCCCUGAAGCGGAUGGCGCGGGCGGUGGCCGCCGGCGGCGCCGGCGGCGAGGAGGUGGUGGUGAAGCUGGACUGGCGCGAGUCGAUGCCGCACCCCGACGAGCGCGUCGAGUACGAGCUCUGGACCAACAGCAACGACGAGUGCGGCGCCCGCUGCGACGAGCAGGCGGAGUUCGUGCGCGGCUUCCGGGGGCACGCGCAGCUCCUCGAGCGCGGCGGGUACGCGCGCUUCACGCCGCACUACAUCACCUGGUACUGCCCCGAGGCCUUCCGCCUCACGCAGCAGUGCAAGUCCCAGUGCAUCAACCACGGCAGGUACUGCGCGCCGGACCCGGAGCAGGACUUCGGGGCGGGGUACGACGGCAAGGACGUGGUGGUGGAGAACCUGCGGCAGCUGUGCGUGCACCGCGUCGCCAACGAGAGCGGCCGGCCAUGGACGUGGUGGGACUACGUCAUGGACUACAAGAUCCGCUGCUCCAUGAAGGAGAAGAAGUACACCAAGACCUGCGCCGAGGACGUGGUCACCGCGCUCGGGUUGGAUCUGAAGAAGGUGCUCGAGUGCAUGGGCGACCCCGAGGCCGACGCCGAGAACGCCGUGCUGUCCAAGGAGCAGGAGGACCAGAUCGGCAGCGGAUCGCGCGGCGACGUGACCAUCCUGCCCACCCUGGUCAUCAACAACGUCCAGUACAGAGGGAAGCUGGAGAGGACGGCGGUGCUCAAGGCCGUUUGCGCCGGCUUCAAGGAGGGGACGGAGCCUCGAGUCUGCCUCAGCCCCGACAUCGAGACGAACCAGUGCCUGCACAGGAACGGCGGGUGCUGGCGCGACAAGGCCACCAACGUCACGGCCUGCCGGGACACGUACCGGGGCCGCGUCUGCGAGUGCCCCAUCGUCAACGGUGUCCGCUACGAGGGCGACGGCUACACCGACUGCCAAGCGGUCGGGCCGGGGAGGUGCGCGCUGAACAACGGCGGGUGCUGGUCGGAGACGAGAGGGCAGCAGACCUUCUCCGCCUGCUCGGAGACCGCGCUGACCGGGUGCCGGUGCCCGCCGGGGUUCCACGGCGACGGCCACAAAUGCGAAGACCUGGACGAGUGCAGGGAGAAGCUGGCGUGCACCUGCCCGGACUGCCACUGCAAGAACACCUGGGGCAACUACGAGUGCACGUGCAAGGGCAACCAGCUCUACAUCCGGGGCGAGGACGUCUGCAUAGCCAACAGCAUGUCGAAGCUCGGCUGGUUCAUCACUCUCGUCGCCGUCGCGUGCGUCGCCGGCGUCGGGAUCGCCGGCUACGUAUUCUACAAGUACAGGCUCAGGUCGUACAUGGACUCGGAGAUCAUGUCCAUCAUGUCCCAGUACAUGCCGCUGGACAACCAGAACAACGAGAACCAGCCGCUGCGGCAGCACGAUUCAGAAGCUCUGAGGCACUGAAAAUGGUGUGGCCGCUUGAAACACCUGGAUGGGAAGUUUGGACAGUGAGAACUAGGUUUCCUGAAUGAAUGCAAGGAGAUGCUUGCUCUGCCGACCAAGCUGCAUGCACCGUUUGUGCCCAUAUUCAACAGAUGAUUUGCUGCGAUUUCGACGGUUUUUACUUCACUUUUGUAUAGAAAAGUAGAACUGUAGAAGAAAGAUAACAGUUUGUACCGAGCACGGAGAUGAGCUCUAGAGGAUUAGAUAGGUAGGCUCUGGUCGCUCUUGCGGAUCAAGAGGCGUUUAUACACGGAACAAUUAGGGAAGGAAUGUACGAGCUGCUAUACAUGUACACUGUACAGUAGGUAAACCGUGCUGAGAAUUCGAUACUGCCAUACCAGUAUAUGUGAGUUUCACCAUAUGAUUCUGGUGUUCUUGCAUGCGUUCCCAGAAUAGAUGCUGCCUGCUUCAUGGA
Panicum virgatum (switchgrass) is the source of this 2663-nucleotide messenger RNA. RefSeq names its product vacuolar-sorting receptor 6-like. Gene Ontology annotation, molecular function: calcium ion binding. The coding region runs from base 308 to 2209 and encodes 633 amino acids. The transcript has 13 exons. The record is from RefSeq and is a predicted model, not a curated record. NCBI's taxonomy places the organism in Eukaryota, Viridiplantae, Streptophyta, Magnoliopsida, Poales, Poaceae.